CACCCACCCAAGUCAAAUGCAUGUGUGGGAGUCCAGUACUACACUUCCCUCUGAGCUCAGAGCUCAGACUCAGUGUCUUCUUCUAAGAUACACCUGAAAUAAGAAAGGUCAAAGGAUUUCAGGAGCACCACAUGCUUCUGUCUGUCUCUCUUCUCUUGGAAGGGAUGAAUUGGGGAGGUUUUGUUUUGCUCAAGCACUCAGUUGUAGGUUCUUGUCAGACUUCUCUCUGAACAUUAUUGUCUUGCUGCUUUGUGUGUUCCAUUCUUCUCAGUUCGCUCUGCUGGUCUUCUCACACACUUUAUUUUGCUAUUCAGUAAUGCGGCUACCUGGCACUAAUUCAGAUUAAACUGAUCCUUCUGUGUUCCAUCAAGCACAAAUUCAGAAUAAAUCGAGCAGUGUUUGUGCUCCCGAAAAACAAAACAAACGGAAAAUAGUUUCAGAAAGCAUGAAGUUAGUAGCUUUCGGAUUAGUUUUAUUGGGGUGCCUCCAAUCUUUGGCAGCUCCUGACCGCCAAGUCAUAGCACUGCAUGAAAUAAGGAUGAUGCUCACCGACAGCCGUGGUGUUUUGAAAGACUGGAAUGAUAAUCAAGUUAGCCCCUGCUACCUUGCUAAUGUUAGAUGUGAUCAACACGGCGACGUUAUUGGAAUGUUAUUGGACGGUAACAGCAUAACAGGAGGAAUUCCACAAGAGCUAGGGAACCUAUCAAAUUUAAUGACUCUAAAACUUGGAAGAAAUAAAUUAAAUGGCUCGAUACCUGAAUCUGUUGGCCUUCUUUCAGAGCUCCAAAAUCUGGAUCUAAGCCAAAAUUUGUUGAUUGGCAACAUUCCGAGCUCUUUGUCAAAUCUUUCAUCAUUGAACAAUAUCAAUCUUGCAUAUAACAGUCUUAGCGGUGAAAUACCAGAACAGCUACUUCAGGUGUCCCAAUAUAACUAUACAGGCAAUCAUUUUAAUUGUGACCAGCACUUAACUUCAUGUGCGGGAGGCACUAAUAAGACAGCAACAGGUGGAUCAAGGAACUCCAGACUCAAGGUGAUUAUUGGAAGCAUUGGUGGAGCAGUCACACUGAUUGUGUUUGUAGUUCUAUUUCUGCUAUGGUGGCAAAGAAUGCGCCACCAUCCUGAAAUAUACAUUGAUGUUGCAGGUCAGCAUGACCACAGCCUAGAGUUUGGGCAGAUAAAGCGUUUCUCGUGGCGAGAACUCCAGAUUGCAACCAAUAAUUUCAGUGAGCUAAGUGUUCUUGGCAAGGGCGGUUUUGGUAAAGUGUACAUAGGAGUGCUUCCAGGUCCAGACGGUAAGAAAGUUGCAGUCAAACGACUGUUUGAAGUGGGAAGCCCUGAAGGUGAAAUGGCUUUCCUCAGAGAAGUGGAAUUGAUAAGCAUUGCUGUGCAUAAGAACAUAUUAAGAUUAAUAGGGUUCUGCACAACGCCGACAGAGCGGCUCUUGGUAUACCCUUUCAUGGAGAACCUGAGUGUUGCUUCCCGUUUAAGAGAUAUAGAACUUAAUGAACAAACAUUAGAUUGGCCAACAAGAAUGAGAAUCGCACUUGGUGCUGCCCGUGGUUUGGAAUAUCUUCAUGAGCACUGCAACCCCAAAAUCAUCCACCGUGAUGUCAAGGCCGCCAAUGUCCUACUUGACGGGAAGUUUGAAGCAGUCAUAGGAGACUUUGGGCUGGCGAAGAUGAUGGACAUGGGGAGAAACACAGUGACAACGGGGGUCCGCGGGACAAUGGGCCACAUAGCUCCUGAGUACUUUAAGACGGGAAGGCCAUCAGUGAAGACAGACAUAUUUGGGUAUGGUGUCAUGUUAUUAGAGAUUGUGACAGGUGAGCGUGCAAUUUUCCCCGACUUCAUGGAAGGAGCUGGCGAGGUCAUGCUCAUUGAUCAAGUGAAAUUGAUGAUGCAAGAAGGGCGAUUGGAAGAAAUCAUAGACCGCAAUAUAAACUGUGGAUAUGACUCUCAAGAGCUAGUAAAAAUUAUCCAAGUAGCACUCCUCUGCACCCACAUUAACCCUGGUCAACGCCCUGCUAUGUCGGAAGUUGUGCAUAUGCUGGAAGGAAAUAUUGUGCUGAAAGAUCGGUGGGAGGAGUGGCAGCAAGCUGAGCUUACCCGCCGGAAGCAGUAUGAGAAUAACCAGCACCGCAAAUUAUUCAGCUUCAGUGAGGAAUCACUCAACAUCCAUGAAGCCAUUGAGCUAUCUGGUGGCAGAUGAGCUGCAAGAAUAUCUAAACAUAACAUGGUUUCACUUGCCUCUUCGUUAGAAAGAGGAAAUAUCAAAACUCAGAAAUGUUUUUGCAGAUAUUAUCUAUCAGGAAUACUCAAAAGAAUUGGGAAGAAAAUGCAAGCGGGUUUAUAGAAUCAUUGAUAGCACUAUUUAUAAGUAACUGCACAUAGUAUGUGGUGCUGUUAACACAGUGUUGUACUGUUGUGCUUCUACAUCUAGCUCACACAUUACUAACCUAUGUAUAGUUGAUUUUAUCUGUGUGCACAUGUCUUGCACAUGAAAUUU
Lolium rigidum is the source of this 2506-nucleotide messenger RNA. RefSeq names its product LRR receptor kinase SERK2-like. Bases 446 to 2209 code for a protein of 587 amino acids. The record is from RefSeq and is a predicted model, not a curated record. Lineage: Eukaryota; Viridiplantae; Streptophyta; Magnoliopsida; Poales; Poaceae. Gene Ontology annotation, biological process: protein phosphorylation. Gene Ontology annotation, molecular function: ATP binding; protein binding; protein kinase activity. The transcript is spliced from 12 exons.